AUGUCCGGCGAGAAGGCCUACACGAGCGCUGAUCAACCAUACGCCUCGUCCGACGAGCAGCGAUAUGCCGCUUCACCAGAGCCCGUCGUUCUCACUGGUGACACCAGUCCGGGUGUGAAGCGCAUCGAGGCUUUGGCGCGCCACGUCACCUUCAACGAUCGCAUUCUCCUGUUCAUCACCAUCUUCUUGCUGGCGUACUGCUACACCCUCGAUGGCACGCUUCGAUACGUCUACCAGCCCAAUGCCACCGCCAGUUAUGGCACCCACUCCCUCCUCGCCACCAUCACCGUCGUUCGAGCGGUCAUCGCAGCCGCAGCACAGCCAACGGCCGCCAAGAUCGCUGACGUGUUUGGCCGUAUCGAAUUACUUCUGGUCUCCGUCGUCUUCUACGUGGUUGGCACAAUCGUCGAAACCUUCUCCAACGAGGUCCACACCUUCGCAGCUGGUGCAGUCAUCUAUCAGAUCGGCUUCACCUGCGUUACCUUGCAGGUGGAAGUCAUCAUUGCCGAUGUCACCCCCCUCCGAUCGCGUCUCUUCUUCUCCUUCGUCCCGGCCGCGCCAUACUUGAUCAACAGCUGGGUUAGUGGUAAUAUCGCCGCAGCUGUCUUGGCCACCUCGUCCUGGAGAUGGGGUGUGGGAAUGUGGGCCAUCAUCUAUCCAGUCAUGGUCCUGCCAGUCAUCCUGGUUCUCUUCCUGGCUCACCGACGCGCGAAGAAGCUCGAAGAUAUGUCAAACUACAAGACACCGUUUCAGACGUAUGGCCCACUUCAAUUACUGGUCGCACUUUUCUGGCAGCUGGAUGUGAUUGGCAUUAUCCUGAUCAUCGCCAGUCUUGGACUCAUCCUGGUUCCGUUCACAUUGGCUGGUGAUGGUGCGCAGUCAUGGGCACAAGCUCACAUCAUUGCACCGAUGGUCAUCGGCUUCCUCCUCGCACCAGUGUUUGUCCUUUGGCAGGCAAAGUCACCACACCAAAUGGUGCCAUUCAAACUCCUCACAGACCGCGGCGUCUGGGGACCUCUCGGCAUGGCUUGCAUGCUCAACUUCGUUUGGUUUCUUCAAGGUGACUACCUCUACACGGUAGCAAUCGUGGCCUUUGACCAGUCUGUCCUCUCCGCCACUCGCAUCACCAGCCUUUUCAACUUCUGUAGCGUCCUAUGUGGUAUCAUAACCGGAGUGGUUGUCUUCUUCGUCCGCCGCCUGAAACCAUUCGUCCUCGUCGGCACGGUCCUCUACCUCGUGUCCUUCGGCCUGCUUAUUCACUUCCGUGGCGGGUCUUCCAGCGGCAACAUCUCCGGUCUUAUCGGCGCGCAGGUCCUGCUCGGUAUCGCCGGUGGUCUGUUCCCGUAUGUCGGUCAAGCCAGUAUCCAGGCCGCUACCAAACACGAGCACGUCGCUAUCGUCACGGGUCUUUACCUCGCGGUCUACAAUGUUGGAAGUUCACUCGGUAACGCCGUCUCUGGUGCGAUCUGGCGACAGGUCCUGCCAGGCGAGCUGCAGAGAAACCUCGGCGCAGUCAGCACCAACGCUACCCUCGCCACUGCCGUGUUCGGAGACCCAUUCACCACCGCGAUUGAGUACCCUGUCGGCACACCGGAGCGUGAGGCUAUUAUUGAGUCGUACCGACACACUCAGCGUUUGCUCACCAUCACUGGUCUAUGCUUGUGUGUUCCACUUAUCGGCUUUGCAUUGUGCUUGAGGAACCCCAGGUUGACCGACACACAGUCUUUGCCAAAUGCCGAGGAGGAUCGCAAGACACUUGUCGAUCGCGAGGGUCGUGUCGUGGAGCCUGAGAAGCGGAGUUUCGGCCAGAAGAUCAGCGACUUCUUUUUCAAGUGA
Molecule: messenger RNA, 1836 nt
Organism: Fulvia fulva
Lineage: Eukaryota; Fungi; Ascomycota; Dothideomycetes; Mycosphaerellales; Mycosphaerellaceae
Product: Siderophore iron transporter 1
Exons: 4
Coding region: 1-1836 (611 amino acids)
Biological process (GO): intracellular iron ion homeostasis; transmembrane transport
Cellular component (GO): endosome; vacuolar membrane
Molecular function (GO): siderophore-iron transmembrane transporter activity
Source: RefSeq, a predicted model, not a curated record